Molecule: messenger RNA, 936 nt
Organism: Orycteropus afer afer
Lineage: Eukaryota; Metazoa; Chordata; Mammalia; Tubulidentata; Orycteropodidae
Product: olfactory receptor 10K1
Biological process (GO): G protein-coupled receptor signaling pathway
Cellular component (GO): membrane
Molecular function (GO): olfactory receptor activity; G protein-coupled receptor activity
Source: RefSeq, a predicted model, not a curated record
AUGGAGUGGGUCAAUGAGACAGUGGUAGGAGAAUUCGUCUUCCUGGGCUUCUCAUCUCUGGCCGGGCUGCAGCGGCUGCUCUUUGUCAUUUUCUUGCUCCUGUACCUCUUCACCUUGGGCACCAAUGCUAUCAUCAUUUCCACCAUUGUGCUAGACAGGGCCCUUCACACUCCCAUGUACUUCUUCCUUGCUGUCCUCUCCUGCUCUGAGACCUGCUACACAUUUGUCAUCGUACCCAAGAUGCUGGUGGACCUGCUGGCACAGAAGAAGACCAUCUCCUUCCUGGGCUGUGCCAUUCAGAUGUGUACUUUCCUUUUCCUUGGCUGCUCUCACUCCUUCCUGUUGGCAGCCAUGGGUUAUGAUCGCUAUGUGGCUAUCUGACUGCGCUAUACAAUGCUCAUGGGACGUGGGGUAUGUGUGGGGCUAGUGGCUGCUGCCUGUGCCUGUGGCUUCACUGUUGCCUUGGUCACCACCUGCCUGGUAUUUCACUUGCCCUUCCACUCCUCCAACCAACUCCAUCACUUUUUCUGUGACAUAUCUCCUGUCCUUAAGCUGGCAUCUCAUCACUCCCGCCUGAGUCAGAUGGUCAUAUUCAUGCUUGGUGUGUUUGUCCUGGUUAUUCCACUGCUACUUAUCCUGGUCUCCUACAUCCGCAUCAUCUCUGCCAUUCUAAAAAUCCAAUCUUCUGGUGGAAGACACAAGGCUUUCUCUACCUGUGCCUCACAUCUCAUUGUGGUAACGGUUCACUAUGGUUGUGCCUCUUUCAUCUACUUAAGGCCCAAGUCCAAUUACUCUUCAAGCCAAGACACUCUGAUAUCUGUUUCUUAUACCAUCCUCACUCCAUUGUUCAAUCCUAUGAUUUACAGUCUAAGAAAUAAGGAGUUCAAAUCAGCCCUUCAACGAACAAUGGUCCAGACUUCAUUUACUGUUAAUUAA